Molecule: messenger RNA, 2220 nt
Organism: Limanda limanda (common dab)
Lineage: Eukaryota; Metazoa; Chordata; Actinopteri; Pleuronectiformes; Pleuronectidae
Product: protein adenylyltransferase SelO-like
Exons: 21
Coding region: 222-1979 (585 amino acids)
Source: RefSeq, a predicted model, not a curated record
AGAGAGGUUAAAAUGGCAGAAACACAUGAUUUAUUUCCUUAAAGAUGAUUUAUCUGAAAUCAGAAACCCGGCAGUAAAUUAAAGAAAUGGUUGUUUCCCCCAGAACACGUUCAGCUGGUCGUGUUUGGGAGCAGGCUAAGAGCUGGUGUUUGUACUUUUCCUGAGUACCGACAUUUAGUACUACAACUAAAACUCCACUAAAAUCUGCUCUGUCUGUGGCCAUGUGGACUAUCUACAGACUCUUAGUCUUUGCUCUGGCUGCAGCAUCAGUUUUCACUCGUGUCCAUCUCCUGGAGUUCUGUCCCAGCACUGGACCCGACUGUCCCAGCGAUGGCGAGCCAGCAUCAACCAGUCGAUCAUCCCGACACGCUGUCAAAUCCAGGUGGAACGGGACUGGUUCAGAGCUCAUUCAGGACCUGGACCGGUUCAGAGUGUCCUGUAAGAAGCUACUCGAAGCGUUCCCAAUCGAUGAGGUCAGCGGAAACUUUGUUCACACGGUGAAGAACUGCAUAUUUUCCAAAUCCAUCCCGACUCCACUGAAAGGGCCUCUGAGCCUGGCAGCCGUUUCUAAGGAAGUCAUGGAGGGGAUCUUAGAUCUGGAUGUGGCUGUAACACAGUCUGAUGAUUUCCAGCUUUAUGCCAGCGGGGGCCGACUGCUGCCAGGAUCUGAUCCGCUCGCACACAGAUACGGGGGUCACCAGUUUGGUUACUGGGCAGGUCAGCUGGGUGACGGUCGAGCACAUUUCCUUGGUCAGUAUUCCAACAGGAAGGGAGAAAUAUGGGAACUGCAGCUCAAAGGCUCUGGAAAAACUCCAUAUUCAAGGUCCGGAGAUGGUCGAGCUGUGAUCCGCUCGUCCGUCAGGGAGUUCCUGUGCAGCGAGGCGAUGCAUUUCCUGGGUGUUCCCACCAGCAGAGCUGCCAGUCUAAUUGUGAGUGAGGAGCCGGUGUUCAGGGAUAAGUUCUACAAUGGCAACGUGAAGACAGAGAGAGGGGCUGUUGUUCUCCGUUUGGCAAAGUCCUGGUUUCGGAUUGGAUCGUUGGAAAUUUUGUCUCAAAGUGGAGAGACGGAUCUUCUGAGGAAGCUGCUGAACUUUGUGAUUGAUGAACAUUUUCCUUCUAUCAGUUCAAAUGACCCUGAUAAAUAUUUGGUGUUUUAUUCCACGGUUGUAAAUGAAACAGCACAUCUGAUUGGCCAGUGGAUGUCUGUUGGGUUUGCACAUGGUGUGUGCAACACAGACAACUUCAGUCUCCUGUCCAUCACCAUCAACUAUGGACCCUUUGGCUUCAUGGAGUCCUAUAACCCCAAUUUCAUCCCCAACACGUCGGAUGAUGAGGGCAGGUACAGAAUAGGAGCUCAGGCUGAUGUCGGACUGUUCAACCUGGAGAAGCUCCUCAGUGCUCUGAGUCCGGUGCUUACACAUCAACAGCAGGAAGAAGCUAAGAUCAUCUUAAAAGGAUUUGUGAAUAUUUACCAGAUGAGGAUUCACCAGAUAUUUAAAGCCAAACUGGGGCUUCUUAGUGAAGAGGAAGGAGACAGUUACCUUAUUCCCUUCCUGCUUCAGAUGAUGGAGGACACAGAGUCAGACUUCACCAUGACCUUCAGGCAACUCAGUGAAGUGUCCCACCUGCAGCUGCAAAACAGGAACUUCACCCAGAUGUGGGCUCUUGAUGAUUUAUCAAGGCAUCAGCACUUCUCUGAUUGGCUCAACAUGUACCUACUCCGCAUCAGCAGACAACAAAAUGAUGGUGAUGUUAAUCGUCAAAACAGAAUGAAAAAUGUAAAUCCCAGAUACGUGCUGAGGAACUGGAUGGCGGAGUCGGCCAUAAGAAAAGCUGAGAUGAAUGAUUUCUCUGAGGUGGAGCUGCUGCACCACAUCCUGUCCUUUCCCUUUGUUACACAAGAGACUGCAGAGGAGGUGGGCUAUGCAGCAAGACCUCCUUCGUGGGCUCAGAGGUUAAAGGUCAGCUGCUCCUCAUGAGUGGAUACAGCAAAAAUACUCAAAUGAAGACGUCUCAACUUUACCUGCUGUCAUCGUGCGUUAGUGGAACAUAUUUCCUCCAAAACGUCAAGGUCAUGGGUGUUUGUUGUUAUUUUCUGCUAAGAAAAAACCCUGUGCGUGGGCACAGUGACUAACAAAGAUCAGAUUAUUUAGCUGAUGAUAUUGUUUCCAUCCUUUUGGUCCAUUUGACACUGAAAUAAAGACAAAGAUGCUGCUUUGA